Prosopis cineraria is the source of this 762-nucleotide messenger RNA. RefSeq lists its product as uncharacterized. The record is from RefSeq and is a predicted model, not a curated record. Gene Ontology annotation, cellular component: cytosol; nucleoplasm. The transcript has a single exon. Bases 1 to 762 code for a protein of 253 amino acids. Gene Ontology annotation, biological process: proteasome-mediated ubiquitin-dependent protein catabolic process. NCBI's taxonomy places the organism in Eukaryota, Viridiplantae, Streptophyta, Magnoliopsida, Fabales, Fabaceae. Gene Ontology annotation, molecular function: proteasome binding; ubiquitin binding; polyubiquitin modification-dependent protein binding.
AUGAGGGUUGUUAUCGUCACGAGAACAACGAACCAGUUUUCCAUUGAAGUAGAUAGCCAAGAAAAAGUUGUUGAAAUCAAAAGGAAAAUAGAACAAAUCCUCGACGUCCCAGUGGCUUCACAAAUACUUACUGUAUCUGGCUGGGAGCUAGUGGAUGGGUUAGACAUGGAAGAUUACCCCAUCAUCACAGACGGUACAGAAGUUGACCUCACAAUCAAACCAGUGUCUCCACAUCCUUCCCACUUUAAUAAAAUCCAGAUCAUAGUGAAAUUUUCAGCACGACAGAUCAUCAUAGAUGUGGACAAGACAGACACGGUUCACAGUUUGAAGGAAAAGAUUCACAUCCUGGAUAACACGCCGAUAAGAAAAAUGUCACUUUUCUUUUCAGGUGUGGAAUUGGAUGAAGAUUUUCGGAACCUGAGUGAGUACGGCAUAGAUGAAUUUUCUGAGAUUGUUGUCUUCCUCAAGACCAUGAAUCGCUCAGGAGAUGAUCCUCCCUCGAGGAGGUUAAGUUUGGUGGUGCAAACUUCCUCUAGUUUACUUAAUGCAGCCACAAUUCCACUAGAAAUGACUGAUUCAAGUACUGUGAACGAGUUGAAGAUAAUUUUAUUGAGCAGAAAAAUUCUGCCACCUGAUGAUUAUUUGUUCAUACACAGGCAAAGGAUAAUGCGUGAUAGCCGUAGCCUUAGGUGGCAUGGGGUUGAGAAUGGGGAUUUCCUCUAUGUCUUUAAAGGGACUGUUAGUCGCAGUGACACUUUCUGA